Nipponia nippon (crested ibis) is the source of this 1096-nucleotide messenger RNA. NCBI's taxonomy places the organism in Eukaryota, Metazoa, Chordata, Aves, Pelecaniformes, Threskiornithidae. The record is from RefSeq and is a predicted model, not a curated record.
AUGUUGGUCUGCAUUAGAAGUCCGGGAAGUAGUCAUUUUCUGAGCAAGAAAAACAUUUUCAUGCUACGGUAUUUUUCGUUCCGUUUUAUAUUGGCGGAUGAGGACUUCAGAUGCUUCCCGGUGCCACUUCAGCCCACCCGCCUGUCCGAUGGCACGGGGCUGGCUCGCGAGCUCCCGCUCCGCCUUUUGCCCGCGGCGGGAUUUGGGUCUUUGGCCGUUACGAGCCCAGACAGCGACGCCCCGGGAGCCGCAGGUUUUGCGGGCGCCCGGGGCGCAGGCACCCGCAGGGCCACGCUCGGCGGGUCGCUGGGGGCGGCGCUACCCCCGUUUCCCGUGCCCGAGCCCUAUCUGCACCGUGCUGGGGGAGGAAAGACGCCGUUUAACGGCGCCGCCCGUGCGGCCCGGCCGCCCCGGAGACGCUCAGUGUCAGAUUUGUUUUGUAGCACUCUUUAUAGGAGUUGGCUGACAAUGCAACCUUUUUUUAAAGGUAUUUUCAAGAGGAAUAAUUCGAGAUUGAUGGAUGAAAUUUUAAAACAGCAGCAAGAGCUCUUAGGACUAGACUGCUCCAAGUACACCGUGGAAUUUGCAAAUCAAGACAAAACUGAUCAAGUUUUAAAUUGCCAAUCUACAUUGAAGGUGCUGUCUCCGGAAGAUGGAAAAGCAGACAUAGUAAAAGCUGCUCAGAACUUUUGUCAAUUGGUAGCACAGCAGCAAAGAAAAUACACAGACCUGGAUGUGAAUGUGUUAGACAACUUAUUAAGUAGUACAAAUGGAUUUCCUGAUCCUGAUUUAGUCUUGAAGUUUGGUCCUGUGGACAGCACGUUAGGAUUCCUUCCGUGGCACAUCAGACUGACAGAGAUCAUUUCUUUGCCUUCCCACCUGAACAUCAGCUAUGAAGACUUUUUCUCUGCCCUCCAUCACUAUGCAGCCUGUGAGCAACGCUGGGGAAAGUGACUUCUGGCUGAGCACAUGGAGUCAGGCUUUCUGUGGGAAGGAAUUGAUGUCUGUUUACAAGCACCUGUGACCCAUAAGUCUGGUUCAUAGUCCUUUCUUAAUUUAUCAACAAAUUCAAUAAAGUGUCUUACCUUUCUAGAGA